GCCCCCAGUUUCAACAUUCCUUUGAGGAGAGUGCCUCUGAAAAAGAAGUCAGGGGCUGCCGCUGGCUCGACCAGCGAUAAUGUCAAUGACUCGACCAGCUCCGGCGGACCUCGGCCAGAGCCGCAACAGCCAUCAUCCUCACAACAAACUCCACCGCCUCCUCCCCGAUCACCUUCACUGCAAACUCCUCCUCCUCCGCCGCCGCCCAAGGGUGCCCCACAGCAGCAGCAACAGAAACAACAACAACAACAACAACAACAGCAACAGCAACAGAAACAACCUCAACAACAGCAGCAACAGCACCCGCACAAAUCCGCUUCUCAAUCGACCACUCAGUCCUCGACCUCUUCCAAGGUCGACGAUCGUCAGAAGACUGCUGACCGUCAACAGAGAUCUGGCGACCAUCCGAAGUCCACUGACCGUCACCACCGGGUCGACGAUCGUCCCGUAAGAACCGACGACCGUCAGAAGGUCGACAACCGUCAUAAAAUCGACCACCAGGCUCCCCCUCCUAAGGACUCCAAUUCUUCCAAGACCCUGGUUCCAGGAAAACCCCCUCUCGACCAGCAAUCCCUUAGGACCCAGUCCACCGGCUCGACCAAGACGCUGGUUGAGACUGGCGAUAAAGCUGAUACCGUGCUGGGGAAGCGGCCCCGCACCGAACAAGGUGCGGUCGUCUGGAAGCGGGGUCGUGACA
Striga hermonthica is the source of this 697-nucleotide messenger RNA. The record is from the annotation of a GenBank genome assembly. Lineage: Eukaryota; Viridiplantae; Streptophyta; Magnoliopsida; Lamiales; Orobanchaceae.